Molecule: messenger RNA, 636 nt
Organism: Penicillium brevicompactum
Lineage: Eukaryota; Fungi; Ascomycota; Eurotiomycetes; Eurotiales; Aspergillaceae
Product: U4/U6-U5 snRNP complex subunit SNU23
Exons: 1
Coding region: 1-636 (211 amino acids)
Biological process (GO): mRNA splicing, via spliceosome
Cellular component (GO): U4/U6 x U5 tri-snRNP complex; spliceosomal complex
Molecular function (GO): zinc ion binding; nucleic acid binding
Source: RefSeq, a predicted model, not a curated record
AUGUCAAACCCAAACGCCUACGGCGCCCCAGUUUCAGACACAGCCUUCCGCAAAACCUGGGAUCGCGAAGAAUACACCAAAAAAGCCGCCGAAGAUGAAGCCAAACGCAAAGCCGAAGGCAAAGCCCGCUACGAAGCCAAGCUCCUGGGCAAAAAGUACCACGCCCCAGUAGACUACAGCGCACUGGAUGAAACAACCGCCCGAAACAAGCGCCUAGAUGUCUCAUCGAUGGUGGGAAAGACGAUGCUUGUCCCCGCAGGAGCGGGAAUGGGCAAGCGCGGCGCCGGCGCCGGAUUUUACUGCAAGGACUGUGAUCUCACGUUCAAAGACAAUAUACAGCUUGUGGAGCAUUUGAAUAGCAAGCAGCAUCUGAUUGCGACUGGGCAGAGUGGGGAGGUGAAGAGGGCUGGGGUUGAGGAAGUGAGGUUGAGGUUGAGGAUGCUUUCGCAUCGGAAGAGGGUUAGGGAGGAGGAGGAGCGGAAGGCUUGGCAGCUUGAUCUUGGGGUUAGGCUGAAGGAGAGGGAGGAGGAGGAUGCGAAGGAGAGGGAGGAGAAGAGGAGAAUUAGGAAUGAGAAGCGGAGGAAGGUUAAGACUGAGGAUGAUAGCUGGGAGGGUCGGUUGGGAAUUAUAUCUUGA